GACUGUAAACAAGCCAGUGGGCUUGACGUGUGAUUUUUAACGUGUUGGCGUAGCCUACUAGAUAUCUGAAGUUCCGAUGGUGGUCUUAUUUUUUAACGUAUAAAACAUGCGUCUUGUCAUGUCUUUGUGGUCGAGCAGUAGUCAGGCAACUGUCGAACCCCACAAGCCAACCGACCAAAUAAGGUCCGUUAACGGUUAACAUCGUUAGUAGCAGCCGGUAACGUUGGUGUUUUACCUCAUUUGGUAUUUACCAUUAUGGUAAGCCAUGAUAAAAUGUUUGUCAGCAGAUGUCCAGAGCAAAAUUCGCUCUGGAAUCGCCAUAUCUUCGCUUCAGCAAGGCGUUGAAGAGCUGCUCCUGAACAGCGUGGACGCGGGGGCGACAUGCGUGGGGGUGCGGAUGGACAUGAAGGCGUUCAAGGUUCAGGUGGUGGACAACGGGUCAGGGAUGGACCUGGAUGACCUGCAGAGGGUUGGAAACAGGUACUGUACUAGUAAAUGCAGUUCCAUGGAGGACUUGGAGAAUCUGAGGUUUUAUGGGUUUCGUGGGGAGGCCCUUGCAAGUAUAGUUUCUCUAGCGACCCUGGUAGAGAUAUCUUCAAGAACAAGACUAUCCGUUAAAACACACGUUAAGGUCUUCAAGGAUGGGAAGGGGUUGGAUGUCUUGGAAGCGGAGUCUUCCCGUCCCUCCGCCGGGACCACAUUGACUAUUUGCAACUUUUUCCACAACAUGCCAGUCAGGAGGAACAGAAUGGACCCCGUCCUUGAAGCGGAGCGCAUCAGGCACCGGGUGGAGGCCAUCUCUCUGAUGCACCCGUCUGUGUCUUUUACUUUGAAAAACGAUGUGACAGGAGCCAUGCUGGCCCAGCUCUCAAAAGCCAGAAGUACAUACCAUCGAUUUGUCCAGAUCUAUGGCUUAGGGCGAGGACAGCAUCUGCGAGAAAUCAGUCACAGCCAGGCACAAUUUAAAAUCAGCGGUCACAUAGGUAUAGAGGGUCACUACAACAAAAGCUUACAGUUCUUGUAUGUGAAUGAAAGGCUACUUCUGAAAACACGCCUUCACCAGUUGCUCAAUUUCCUCCUCCGGAAGCUUAACAGUUCAGGUCAGAAGAAUGAUAGCCCAGACGGCCAGUCGAUAAUCAGGAGCCCAAAGCAGAAAAGGGGCCAAGAACUACAUCCAAUAUAUAUCAUAAAUAUUAAAUGCUGCUACUCAGAAUAUGACAUUUGUCUUGACCCAGCCAAAACUCUCAUAGAGUUUAAAGACUGGGAUGGGAUUUUGAUCUGUUUAGAACAGGCUGUUAAAGCCUUUCUAAGCAGAGAGAAUCUGUUGGCUGACCCCUCGCAAGAAGAGUUAGACUGCGCUCCUCAAAGCCUGCUGUGUACAUCUGAGAAACCAGUGAACUUGGGUUUCCACGGUACCCAAUUAAUAACAGCAGAGGCCUCGCUCAGCCACACUGUCUGCGGUACGCUUUCAUCCGGCCCGGUUCAUCGUAAAGUUGUUGUUGUCGACGGUGCGCUUGAAGAAAGUGUGGCACAGACAUGUGUUCAAGACGACAACUCCAGUAAGGCAGCCACGUUGGAACCACUCGAGGAAGACGCGGGUCCGCCGGAAAUGGAGACGAUACGAAACGAAAGGCCCGCAAGCGUAGAAUCCAGGGGUGGAGCUGGGGCUCAUGGGAGUGGAUGCGUGAGUGGAGUGGAUCAGGUGGACGGCGGUCCAACUGAAGACCAUGGGGAGGGAGGGGUUUGGCACGCUGCCAAAGGUGGCAGUUUUACUGCGUCGCUAGACAAUGGACAAGAAACAUCUGCGCAUCGAAUUGUAGCUCAUCAACAGAGCUCAAAUACACAUGGAGAAUCCGUGGAAGGGUUCAGAAAGAUCAGUCUAGCAGAUGCCUACAUUCAUGAAAGUCUGCCAGCUAAGAGCCACGAUGAUAGGCCAACGUUUUGCACAACAAAAACAUGUAAACAGAGCAUAGGCUUGAUGAAACGCAAAGUGUCGGAAGUUGACUACAUCCAGUCUAGUCAUAAAGUAUACUUGGACGAUGGUUAUAACAUUGCUUCAAAGGUUCCCAAGCUUACAUGUUUUAGGAAGUUAUUGUCUAAGGAAUCUGCAUCUCUGGACAGGUUUCGAAGCACAUACUGCAAGCCAAUAGGGGAGAAAAGGCUUUCUAUUGCAGCCUUCAGUAGCAGCAAGCAACCACAUUCCCUAUUGCCUCAGACUGGGGACAUCUUUGUCCCUGGCAAGGAAUUCCCCAUUGCUGAAAACGAGACUCAAAAUACAGACAUCCCGGACCCUGUAAUAAUUCAGAGCGAUGUUCAAAGCCUUCCUACCUUCUCUAUAUUCAUCAAGCGGAAGCCUAUCUUAGACAAGACUGGAGGUGGUGAAGUUUCUCUGGCAUCAAAACUUAGUCAUCUGAAACAACAGCGAGUGGUUGACCUGCAUCAACAAAGCCCUCUUCAGUCUGAAAUGAUAGAUACUAAGGUAGACGACAACGUCCAAGACAGCAACAACAACAACUGUUCUCCCAACCGGACCUGUGGUGGACCUACAGCACAGAGCCCUGCGUCUGCCCUACAAGGCACUUCAAGGCCUGAACUAACGACCGGGCCGGAGGGCUCAACGUCCGGAGACUGGCUGGAUCACUUUGACGACACACUGGGCCGGACGGUGUCCGUCAACCAGGUGACCGGACUGAGCCGCUACGAGGUCCCAGCCACGGGGGACACCGAGGUCUGCUGCACUUCGGAUGUCACACGCAUGGCAGUGAACGUUGUCACUGAGACAGGGUUUGAAUAUAGAUGCUACCCAUUUCAGAUGGAGCAAAUCUUGCCCUUCCUUCCCAGAGACAAAAGAGUAGUCAGUUCAGGGGCUGAAAACAGAGGGGGGGAUAAGCUGGAGAACUCUCUUUCCUCCAUGUACUCUAAAUGGAAGAACCCUGUGUUUGACAGGCCUCCUGUGGUCGGUGUAGACGUAUGCAGUGACCAAGCUGACGGUCUGGCUGUCAAGAUCCACAACAUCCUGUUUCCAUACCGCUUCUCUAAAGCCAUGAUUACCUCGAUGAAGGUGAUUCAUCAGGUAGAUAAGAAGUUCCUUGCGUGUCUGAUUAACACUCGGGACACAGAGUCAGCCCAGGACCCAGGAACUGAAGGAAAUCUCUUGGUACUGGUGGACCAGCACGCUGCACAUGAACGAGUCCGCCUGGAAAAGCUUAUUGCAGUGAUGUGUGCGGCUCCCUCUGCAGACUCCUACGAGGACGACCCCGACACGCCCGGCCAGCGGCGCCUGUGUUCCUCCAGCAUCGCGCCGCCGCUGGAGCUGAGCGUGACGGAGGAGGAGCUGAGGCUGCUCAGGGGCUGCCAGGCUCCUCUCCGCGGCCUGGGCCUGCAGCUGGAGCUGCCCACAACGGGGGCCCCCCGGGUCCUGGUGGGCAGGGUGCCGUUGUGUUUCACCGAGAAGGAGCACAACGAGGUGCGGCGGGGCCGGCCGUCCGUCAUCAAGGCCGUCGUGGAGGAAUACCUCAGAGAUCAGCUCGAGAUAUUCUGCUCCACAGGCAGCGUGCGAGGAACUCUGCCUCUCGCGGUGCUGAGGGUCCUGGCUUCCCUGGCAUGUCACGGAGCCAUCAAAUUCAACGACGUCCUGAGUCUGGACGAGUGCCGCAGCCUGGUGGGCUCCCUGUCGUCCUGCCAGCUGCCCUUCCAGUGCGCCCACGGCCGUCCCUCCAUCGCGCCGCUGGCAGACACCCUGUUUCUGGAAGGCGACGAGAAGGAAACACAGAGACCCAACCUAGGACGACUCAGAAGAAUGUACAAGGCUUGGGAGCUUUAUGGACGUAGAAAACUGUGAUUUGUGUAUUU
This is a messenger RNA of Gadus chalcogrammus (walleye pollock), 3852 nucleotides long. It is a transcript of the gene mlh3, whose product is annotated as mutL homolog 3 (E. coli). The record is from RefSeq and is a predicted model, not a curated record. The transcript has 12 exons. Gene Ontology annotation, biological process: mismatch repair. Lineage: Eukaryota; Metazoa; Chordata; Actinopteri; Gadiformes; Gadidae. Gene Ontology annotation, cellular component: mismatch repair complex. The coding region runs from base 266 to 3841 and encodes 1191 amino acids. Gene Ontology annotation, molecular function: ATP-dependent DNA damage sensor activity; ATP binding; ATP hydrolysis activity.